UCCGGGAACACAUAGGCCACGUGAGGGGAGGAACCACUGCCUGGAACUUUGAUCCGCGCUGGCACUGCUGGGUUCAUACUGAUCACAGACCACACCAGACCCUUCCGCUCCACCGGAAGAGCCAGGGCGGCCGGUGUGCACCUGCUCAGCCCCUCACGGAGAUGCUGCCCAGAGCCUGGCUACCCUGGGCCUGCCUCCUGCUCCUGGCCAGGCACGCCCAGCCCUGCCCGGAAGGGUGUGACUGCUUCAUCGGGGAGGUGUUCUGCUCCGAUGAGGGGCUGGCUGCCAUCCCGCCAGACCUCCCACCACACGCCACAGACGUCAUCUUCGUAGAGACCUCGUUCGCCACGGUGGGAGCUGGGGCCUUCAGCGGCAGCCCCAACCUGACCAAGGUGGUCUUCCUCAACACGCAGCUCCGCCACUUGGGGCCGGACGCCUUCGGGGGGCUGCCCAGGCUCCAGGACCUGGAGAUCACUGGCAGCGCCUUCUCCAACCUCAGCACCGACACCUUCUCCAACCUGACCUCGCUGGGCAAGUUCACCCUCAACUUCAACAUGCUGGAGGCCCUGCCGGAUGGCCUCUUCCACCAAAUGGGCGCCCUGGAGUCUCUCCAGCUGCAAGGCAACCGGCUCCAGAGCCUGCCCGGGAGGCUCUUCCGGCCCCUGGCCUGUCUGAAGAUCCUCAACCUUGCUCAGAACCUGCUGGCCCGGCUGCCCGAGGAGCUGUUCGACCCCCUCAGCAGCCUGCAGACCCUGAGGCUCAGCAGCAACGCGCUCUCCAACCUGCCCCAGGGCGUGUUUGACAAACUGGGCUGCCUCCAGGAGCUCUUCCUGGACGGCAACUCCAUCUCCGAGCUGCCACCCACGGUGUUUUUGGGGCUCUUCCGUCUGGAGAAGCUGUGGCUGCAACACAACACCAUCAGGCACCUGCCCGGCUCUGUCUUCUCCUCCCUGGGCCGCCUGACCUUCCUGAACUUGCAGGGGAACGCGCUGCGGACGCUGCCCGCUGGCCUCUUCGCUCACACCCCCGCCCUGGUCAGCCUGUCUCUGUCCUACAACCAACUGGAGGCUGUCGGCGAGGGCACCUUUGCCAACCUGUCCAGCCUCAGUUCCCUCACGCUCUCGCACAACGCCAUCGCCUGUCUCCCCGCCGGCGUCUUCAGAGACCUGGAGGGGCUGGUCAAGCUCUACCUGGGCAGCAACAACCUGACAGCCUUGCACCCAGCCAUCUUCCAGAACCUGUCCAAGCUUGAGCUGCUCAGUCUCUCCAGGAACCUGCUGACCACGCUCCCCGAGGGCAUCUUUGACACCAACUACAACCUGUUCAACCUGGCCCUGCACGGCAAUCCCUGGCAGUGCGACUGCCACCUGGCUUACCUCUUCAGCUGGCUGAACCAGUACAGCGACCGGCUCUUCAACAUCCAGACCUACUGUGCGGGCCCUGCCUACCUGAAGGGCCAGGUGUUGCCCGCCCUAAAGGAGGAACAGCUGGUGUGUCCCGUCACCCGGGAUGGCUUGGGCAUCCAGGCCCCGAGGAUGGAGGACAGGGAGCCCGGGGAAAGCUGGGAUCUGGUAGCGGAGGAGAGGGCAGCCGGGAGCCGGUGCACCUACAGCAACCCCGAGGGCACCGUGGUGCUCGCUUGCGACGAGACCCGGUGUCGCUGGCUGAACAUCCAGCUGUCCCCGAGGCAGGGGUCGGGCUCCCCGGGACUGACCCACAAUGCCAGUCAGGAGUGGGACCUGAGGUCAAGCUGCGGCUCCGUGAGGCUCACUGUGUCUAUUGAGGCUCGGCCCGGGGGAGACUAAGUAUAGGGUCACCGAGCCGGGAGCCUGCAUGGAUGACCCCCGGGGACUGACCAGGCGGGAGGUGGGGGCGGAGGGGGAGCUGGUGCUUUGCUUUUUCAGAGGGACGGAGCUACAUCUCCAAGGGAGAGGAGGCCACGCGGCCAGCUCCACCAGCCAGGGUCCCCUCGUCCUCCUCCUCCUAUUCCAUGAUUACCACCCCAGCUCAGAGGCUGAGCGACCUACCGAGACCUGCCUCGGCCUUCCUCAAGCUUUGCAAAGCAGCCGUUAAAGCUGCACCACGGUCUGGAGAAUAAAAGAACAUUCUCCCUGGUGUUUCUUGAUCCUCUAAUACCCAUCUCACUCUCAUCCUGCCCUGAGGUUCCAGAACCUCCAGUCCAUGUCCACAGCACAGAAGCUACCCUCUUUGGACAUCCAGAUGUCCCAAGGCCAGAUGUCCCUUUCCAUCUCUCUCCCUGGAAAUUUGUUUUUCAUUGACACUGAGGAAAACAAAGGAGGUGAUAGAAGCGGGAGUGACCGGAAGGUUUAGGGGCAGAAGUGUGACUGCUGUGCGGGGCACUUGUGUCAUUAGGGGCCACCUCUGGCAGCAUGGCCGGGAGAAACCAGGAUGAAUGGUGCCUCAGGAGAGCAGACACGAGCUGUCUGGCUCUCCCCACACCAAGCCCGCUGCCCCUCACAUCCAACAGACGACGGGGCUGCUCCUUGAGGAGGAAGGGAGGAGGGGGCAUGAACUGGGUGGCCUGGCACGGAGGUGCUUAGGUUCUUAGCUUUCUGAUGGCAUCUGACGCCGUGGGCCACUUGCUCACUGCAGUGCUUCUCUGGUUUGCUUAUAGCCCUGGCCACUCUUCAGCCCCCUGGCCACCUCUUCCAUGCUGCUGCCCUGAUGGUCAACCUCCCUGAGGAAUCUCAUGCAUGUCCCUGGGGUCCGAUGCAUGAUGACCCAAAUCUUCAUCCCAGGCUCCCGUCCUUCUGGCCCCCUGACGAGAUAUCAUACUUCCCAUGUAUAAUCAUGCAGCUGCAAACACGUGUAGACCAAACCCCUGUCCCCAGCUCUUCCCGGAUUCCCAUGGAACAGAUUGCCAAGGCCAGGGGCCGAGCGUGUUCUCCAGUGUCUGCUCGGCCUUGAUGUCCACAGCCUACCAGUUGGUGGAUGCCCAUGAAUACCCCUCUCGCCAUUUCUCCCUCCCCCAUUCCCAGCCCAGGGAACCACAGUGCAGUGUCUUACCUGGUUCUCUGUGUGUAGUGCGGAUGGGUCUGAGAGAACCUCUCGGUGGGGGAGGGAGAAAUGAAUCUGACUUAUGGCAGGCCCUCCAGGAACUCACUUGAGGUCUGGUGGGAGAGAUCAGAUGAGGGGGCAUAUGAGUGGAGUGACUCCCAGCUUUCUCUCCUGGGUGGCGGGGAGGACAGCGAAACCAUUAACCAAGGACAGGAACAGAUUUGGGGGACGGGAAGAGCAAGAGGUCAGUUGCAGACAAGGAAGUGGAAUUCCUCCUUCAUGUCCAGGGAUGCCCUUUUAAAAAAACGUGCUUCUGGGGCGCCUGGGUGGCGCAGUCGGUUGAGCGUCCGACUUCAGCCAGGUCACGAUCUCGCGGUCCGGGAGUUCGAGCCCCGCGUCAGGCUCUGGGUUGAUGGCUCAGAGCCUGGAGCCUGCUUCCGAUUCUGUGUCUCCCUCUCUCUCUGCCCCUCCCCCGUUCAUGCUCUGUCUCUCUCUCUCUCAAAAAUAAAUAAAUGUUAAAAAAAAAUUAAAAAAAAAAACGUGCUUCCUGGGGCACCUGGGUGUCUCCGUCGGUUAAGCAUCCAACUCUGGAUUUCGGUUCUGGUCAUGAUCUCGCAGUUUGUGGGAUCGAGUCCUGCAUCGGGCUCUGUGCUGACAGUGCAGAGCUUGCUUGGGAUUCUUUCUCUCUCUCUCUCUCUCUCUGCCCCUUCUCAGGGGCUUCUCAUGCUUUCUCUCUUUCAACACAAAUAAACUUAAAAAAAAUUAAAUUAAAAAACCCCCACACUUCCUGAGGCUCAGAUCAAAAUCACAAUAGAUUCUAAGGUGAUGGAAGAUAGAGUUCAGCAGAUUUGCCAGAGGAACAGACUCUCUCCCAAAUUUACCGGUUUCAGUUCCCAGAAGCAUUUGGUUUCCUAAUCUCAAUCGGUCCUCCAAGGCUGGGAACCCUGCCAUCCCAGAAAGGCUGAAGCCCUGGGUGUCUGAGAGCCGGGUAACACCAGCCCCAGGCUGCUGGCACAGCCCAGGCUGGAGGCCUGGCUGCCUUAGGCUGCUGGCGGCCAUCAGGGGGUGACACUAUUUGGGUAAAGCAUCGUCACACCUAGCCUAUCUGGUGCUUCACGAACCUCCAUCCAAUGAAUGAGCUACAGCCCAGGGUCCAAACUGUCGUGCGUCGAUGGCCAGGGAUAAAGGAACAAAAUAAUCAAGCGGACAUUUCUCUUAAUUAUAUUUUCCCCCAAACUAGAACUCUUUAUUCAAUUAAAGUAUAAUCACUUCUGUC
Acinonyx jubatus (cheetah) is the source of this 4294-nucleotide messenger RNA. It is a transcript of the gene CPN2, whose product is annotated as carboxypeptidase N subunit 2. The transcript is spliced from 2 exons. NCBI's taxonomy places the organism in Eukaryota, Metazoa, Chordata, Mammalia, Carnivora, Felidae. Gene Ontology annotation, molecular function: protein binding. The record is from RefSeq and is a predicted model, not a curated record. The coding region runs from base 162 to 1805 and encodes 547 amino acids.